Jatropha curcas is the source of this 723-nucleotide messenger RNA. RefSeq names its product Bifunctional inhibitor/lipid-transfer protein/seed storage 2S albumin superfamily protein. Gene Ontology annotation, biological process: lipid transport. The record is from RefSeq and is a predicted model, not a curated record. NCBI's taxonomy places the organism in Eukaryota, Viridiplantae, Streptophyta, Magnoliopsida, Malpighiales, Euphorbiaceae. Gene Ontology annotation, molecular function: lipid binding.
CUUGCAUGAAAAGGCACAGGUUCUUCAUUGCACACCAACCCAACAAAAUAGAUACUAAUGAAUAUCAAUAGUUCAACUUAAGAAAAAAAAAAGGAAUCCAAAUGUAUUAAAUUAGUUCGUCUCUGAAAUAAGGUGUAAUAAAAUGGAGGCCAAGAAAGUGAAGAUAGGAUUGGUGAUGUUGCUAUCGUUGGCUGCAGUGGAGGCAACAAACAUUGAUUGUGCCACUGUGACGGCUUUCCUCUCAGCUUGCUCAACCUUCAUCAGCUAUGGUUCGCCAGACCCACUUCCGGGCUCGCCGUGUUGUGAGUCCAUGACAAGCCUGAAUUUGAUUGCACAAUCCGGCGAUAAUAAGAGGUCGGUUUGUAGAUGCUUCAUGGGGCUGAUUGCUGCUUAUAAUCCAUUUGCCACCACUAUUGCUACUCUGCCUGGCUUUUGCGGAAUAAGCUUGGGCUUCAUUGUUGGUCCUAAUGCAGAUUGCACCACGGUUCCUUAAGUUGGGUUGGCAGAGAUUGAAGAAAUUGGAUCAAGAGAUUGAAUAAGAAGUAUGUUUUCAACCAGACUUUUUAAUGAAAUUCAAAACAAAAAAUAAGUGACAGAAGUUAUUUCAAUGAUGAUUAAUUUAUAAUGUCCUUACUGUGUUUGUUUAGUGAUCAACAUUUAAUAAUUAGAGUAUAUUUAAUAAGAAUUUCUAAAAAAAAAAAAAGAGAAAAAGGUAUUCCAACA